Molecule: messenger RNA, 720 nt
Organism: Heterostelium album PN500
Lineage: Eukaryota; Evosea; Eumycetozoa; Acytosteliales; Acytosteliaceae
Product: leucine carboxyl methyltransferase
Exons: 3
Coding region: 1-720 (239 amino acids)
Biological process (GO): methylation
Molecular function (GO): methyltransferase activity
Source: RefSeq, a predicted model, not a curated record
AUGAUAUAUUAUGAAGUAGAUUAUUCAAAGGUGAUUGUAAAUAAGUUAAAGAUUAUAAAGAGUUGCAAAGAGUUGAAUCAGCUGAUUGGUGACAAUGCCAAGUGGGACGAUGAAAAUCAUUCACUACAGACAUCAGACUAUCGUGUGGCACCCAUCGAUUUAACAGCUGGUACAGAAUGUUUCGAUUCAGUGUUCUCUGCGCUGAACAUCGACUUUGAAGCACCCACUAUGUUCCUAUCAGAGUGUGUUAUCAUCUACAUUCCCACCGAAGCAGGUAACUCACUGAUAAACUGGACAUCCAAUCGUUUCAAAGAAUCGGUUUUCAUUACCUACGAACAAAUUAAACCCUAUGAUGAAUUCGGAUCGAUGAUGAUAAAAAAUAUUGAAAAUAAAGGAUGUCCAUUAUUAUCAAUCAAUUCAUUCCCAGAGAUUAAAGAUCAAAGAGAAAGAUAUCUUGGCUUCGGAUGGAAACGUGUAGAUGUAUUGGAUAUGUUAGAUGUAUAUAAUUACUUUAUUGAAAAGGAAAGAGUUAAAGAAACUGAAAGAUUGGAGAUAUUCGAUGAAUUUGAAGAAUGGUAUCUAAUUCAAGGUCAUUAUUGUUAUGUCUUGGCUAUCAACAGUCAAGAUCCAACGAAAAUCAAACAAUAUCAUUUCGAGGACAAGAAACCAUUGACCAAAUCCAGCGGAACCAUUCCAAUUUAUAAUAAAUUUAUGAGUUAA